Molecule: messenger RNA, 1046 nt
Organism: Arachis stenosperma
Lineage: Eukaryota; Viridiplantae; Streptophyta; Magnoliopsida; Fabales; Fabaceae
Product: probable glutathione S-transferase parA
Exons: 2
Coding region: 102-767 (221 amino acids)
Biological process (GO): glutathione metabolic process
Cellular component (GO): cytoplasm
Molecular function (GO): glutathione transferase activity
Source: RefSeq, a predicted model, not a curated record
CCACCUAUGUUAUAAAUAACAAAGACUUGUUCCAUAGUGGAGGACUAGCUAGCAUCUUCGGCAGACUGAACCUUGCAAAUAGCUUCAAGUUGAGAGCAAUAAUGGCUGACGAAGUGGUUCUACUAGAUUUCUGGCCAAGCCCAUUCGGCAUGAGGGUCAGAAUAGCUUUGGCGGAAAAGGGGAUCGACUAUGAGGGUAGAGAAGAAGACUUGAGCAACAAGAGCCCGCUUUUGCUGAAGAUGAACCCUGUCAACAAGCAAAUCCCUGUUUUGAUUCACAAGGGAAGACCAAUCUCCGAAUCACUCAUCAUUGUUCAGUACAUUGAUGAGGCUUGGAGCAAUAACAAGUCUCCUUUGCUGCCCUCUGAUCCUUACCAGCGAGCCAAUGCAAGGUUUUGGGCUGAUUAUAUAGACAAAAAGAUUUACUCAACGGGGAGAUUGGUGUGGGGAACGACAGGGGAGGUUCAAGAGAAAGCAAAGGAGGAGUUGAGGGAGAGCUUUAGGGUGCUUGAGAAAGAGUUAGCGGAGAAGACUUAUUUUGGGGGAGACAUGUUUGGUUUGGUUGACGUGGCCCUCAUUCCCUUCUACAGCUGGUUCUAUACUCUUGAGACCACUGCCAACUUCAGCAUCACUGAGGAAUUUCCCCGGCUUGUGUCUUGGGCCAAGCGCUGCAUGCAGAGGGACAGCGUUUCCAACUCCGUUCCUGAUCAGUACAAAAUUUAUGACUUCCUUUUGGACCUUAAGAAGAAGAUGCACUCAAUUGAAUGAUCUGCAUCCCUACAUUCAUUACUGUAAAAUAUGCAUCAGCCAUAAAUAAGUUUAUAGUUUUAAAAUGAUAAGUCAAUUUUGCUUUCGGUUCAAACAAUGUUUUUGUUUUGGUCUGCAAACGUUUAAAAGUUCUGCUUUUGAUGUAGUUAGGAUUUAGUUUAAUGCGAGUUAAAUUGUAUGAGACGUUGUAUUUUGCGGGGGUGUGGAGUGGAGAGAGAAUUUGUAUGUUCGCGUUAAGGAUUCUGUUUCUCUGGCUAAUUCUCCCUCCUAGCUUGGUGU